GUCGAUUGAAUGAUUAUUUUCAAAUGAUAAACGAUCAGCAGUUUAUGGGAACAUUUAAAAAUUUUCUCCUAGAAAUAUUCGAACUUCAAGUUCAUACGUUCAGUUUCGUUUGAAGAUUAAUAUCCAUUUCUUAUUUAUUAGUUUAUAUUUAUUAAUUAGUCAUUAUUGUUAUAAAUUCAUAAUAUUAACCAUGUCACAACAAAAAGUGUGCAUUUUAGGAUCUGGAAAUUGGUACGUAUUAGUUAAAUUUGGAAUAACAAUUAAAUAAUAAAUUAUUUCCGUUAAUAAACUUAUUUCAAUCAUUCAAUUUACUCGCAUUUUCACAUUUUUUUUAAAUUAAUUACAUAUUUUGUUGUAAUUGUUAUUACAUAAUUUAAAAACUAUUUAAAUUUAAACUUUGGUUUAUAAUCUGUAAUGAUUAUUUAACAUUUACUCAAGUUAUUUGGAUUAUUAUUUUCAUUUUUUAAAUAUUGUGUUUUAGUUGUUUUAUUAGUGUUUCACUGAAGAUCCAAAAAUUAUGAUUUUAUUUAGGUUUAAUUAGGGGUACUAGUACACAUUAGUUAUACAUUUUUAUAUAUUUUAAAAAUAAUUUUGGAAAAAUGUUAUUGACAAUGACUAACCCCAUGAAAUACUAUAUUUUACAUUCUGAAUGGAUCAAAGAAGCUCAUGGUUUUACAAAAAUGUUUAUUUUUUUUUUUCUGUGGACAACUUCUCUACCAGAGUCUUGCACUGAUUUUUAAGUGUAGCACCUUUUCUAAAAGGAAAUUGGUGUGAGGAGGUACUUUAUAAAGUGAUUUUUCGAUUUUCAAAGGAGAUUUCUUAACAAAUGUGAAAAACCAUAAUAUGACAUAUAUUGUUGACAAAGCAUCACUAUUAACUGAAUUUUGCUCAGAAUUAUUUUUUUGUUAUCAAUGGUUUAUUAUUGCUUAUAAAUAUACAUUAGAUUAACCUUAUUAAUAAUAAACACAUAAUUAUUGGCUAAAGUUAGAUUAUUGAUUUAUGCAGUUAUCUAUUUGUUGUUCACUUUUUUAAAUGGUUAUUUAGUUCAGUAUUGAUAAUAUGUUUAGAACACAUGAAUUAAAUUUUAGCUUAAAAUAAUGUUACAUAAAUUAUUCAUUACAAUUUUUAUUUUAAGCUAUACAGAGUAAUUUUAGGUAGAUAUAUCUAUUGAAUUGCUUAUGUUAGUAAAACUUCUAGAAGUCUGCUACACUGUAAGUAGAUAUAUAUUAUUAAAAAAAAAAAAUCAAGAGUAAUAGCCAUUAUCUAAAGACCUAUAAUUUUUUGAAAUGCUAUUAGCACUUACAUAUAUCAAAAAUAAUAAAUUAUUAACCAAUAUUUAAAUAAACUUAUAGCCUAAUACUUGAUAAAUAAUAUAAAUCAUUUUGUAUACAUAUGAAUUAUUAGGCUUUCACGUAUUCCAUAAAUCUGAAAUUAAAAACAAUUAUUUUUAGCUAGGUAGUUUAAAUUGUGUAUUUUAAAUUGUAUAAUAAAAAAAAUAAAAAAUUUUUGAUAUGUUACAAUUAAUUUACAAACAAAAAUUAAGUGGUCACAUUAUUAAUACUUAGAGACAUUAUAGUGAAUAAAUAUAUUACAUCAUAAACACCGGCUAAAGUCUACCAUUUUGUUUAGGUACAAAUGUGUAAUGAGAUAUUAAUACAAUUCAUGUAUUGAAUUAGGUAUUUAAUUGCCUAUUGAAAAAAUAGUACAUGGAAAAUAAUGAGAAAAUAUUUAAACAAACCUUGAUGAUAAAACUUUAUCUGUAUUUUUUUUUAUUUUAAGCAUACUGAUUAAUUUAUCUUAAGUACCUACUUUAAAUUAAUAUGAUAUAUUGUUCUUAAUUUUUAUUGGACUAUUUAAAUUUUUAAAUCACUAUCUUAUUAAAUUAAUUUUUUUGUUAUUUAUUAUAUAUCAGUAAUAUUCUUCAAAUUUCGUUGGUAAUUCCCCUUUGAUGUGUCAUGUUUUUCAAUUUAUAUAUUAUCUUAGAUUUUUAUUUGAAGAAUGUGAUUUAAGUGCUAUGAAAACAAUUUUUUUUUUUUAUUUUAGGUAUACUUAAUAAUUGAUAUAGGUAAUUACAAACCAUUCAUUAUACCUUUGUAUAAAUUAUUAUGCAAUAAUAAUUAUUUGUAUCUAAAUAAUUUUGAAAUAUACCAAUAAUACUAAGCCUGUACUAAUCUAGGUAUUAUAAUAAUUACAUACUCUUCUAUAUUAACUGUAUGAAAAUAAUUAGUGAUUUACAUAAUAUAGUCUAAAGUUAAUAAUAACUUUACAAUGCACCCAUUGGAUGGAAAUUCUAUUACUUGAUUACCCCAAAAAAGUUUUAAUCAAGUCUUUAAAAAAAAUCCCCGUUGGCUUAUUUUAUUUUAUUACAAACAACUUAUGAAUAAAUUUAUUGAGAUUAACUAUUUAUAACUAUUUCAUUGUUGAAUUUUCCAUAUUAUUAAGAUUAUUAUAUAUUUUUUUCUUGCUACUUUUAGACACUGUUUGUGGGGCCUUUCUGGACCAAAUGAGUUCAAACUCUAGAAUUCAGAAAUAUUUGGUUGGUUUGCCAGACAAAACUAUAGGAAUUGCAUUUAAAGAAAUUUAAAUUUUGAAAACAUGUUUUUUUUUUUUUAGUUCUUUACUAGAAUAUUUUGGAAUUAUUUUUAGAUUUUAAGUAUAACGUGGGGUGUAUUGAUUUUACUUUUUAUGUUUGUUUUUAUGUGUUUUCUCCCAGAAAUUUUGCACAAAUCAAAAAAUGAUAAGAAGCUUCUUUAACAAAAAUACAACAUCACCUUUUUUAUUUUUAUCUAUUUGAUACUUUAAAAUGGUUUUUUAUUUAUUUUUAUUGUUUUUAUUGUAGUUUGCAUAAUAAUUGGAAAAAAAACUCGGAAACAUGUAUUAUUUUAUUAUUUUUGACUUUCUAUCUUGGUAGUUAUUCAGUAAAAAUUGUAAAUGUCCAAAUUUUUCACAGAAUAUUUAUGUUAGUUUUUGAUGUGAUAAUAUUUUCAAAACAUUCAGUUGACUUAUAAGCUAUAUAUAGACAUUUUAAAUUCACUACAUUUAAUGUAAUAAAGUUGUGGCGAUGUUGUAAUGAUGGUUAGAGGGGUGGAUAAAUAAUAAACAGAAUAUUCAAUAAUAAUAUUAAUGUUGUUUACCCAAUACUAAAUGUUCAUAAAUAAUCACAUUAAUAAGUAAUGAAGUUUAUUUAUAAUCAUAAUAUUAAUUUCUCGAUUAAAAUGUAAUUAUAUAUGAUUGAAUAUUGUGAUAUCUACAAAGAAUAAUAUUAUUGUAGUGGUUUAUAUAAAAAUGCAAUUUGAAGAAAUAAACAUAAUAUAUUUGCAAAAUGAUUUUUAAUAAAUAAUAUUAUAUAAAUAGCAUGUAUUUAUGUAUUCAAAUUAAUAUAAUUUUUGAAUUAUUAUGGGAUCCACUAAAAUCUACAAUUUAUAUUAAUUCGUACAAUAAGUGGGUUUGAUGAGUGUAUUUAGAAAAGGUAUAUGGGAUGGCAUCUAAUAAUAUCAAUCACCUAGUUUUUUAUUUUUGUUAUUAUAUUAUAAAAGUAUAUUUUAAUAUUAAUUUUAAAGACUAAAAAUGUAUUAGAAACUGUAAUAAAUAAUCAUUAUUUUAUAAUUAUUAAUUAUUUCUGUAUAAUUGUUGUUUCAAUGAUAUUUGUAUUAUUCUGAUUUAUACAAAUUUUAUAGGGGUUCUGCAAUUGCAAAAAUUAUUGGUACAAAUGCAGCUUGUUUGGAUUCAUUAGAUUCCUGUGUGAAAAUGUGGGUUUAUGAAGAAUUGAUCGAUGGAAAAAAAUUAACUGAGAUUAUUAAUACAACUCAUGAAAAUGUAAAGUAUUUGCCAGGAAAAAAACUACCUGAAAAUGUGGUAUGUAUUAUUAUGUUCUUCUUUUAAGUAUAUAUACUUAAUAUUACUUAAUUGCGUUUUAAUUUGUAUUUAUUAUUUUUAAGAAAUAAAUACCACACAGCUUUAAUUUAUAAAAGUACACAAAUAUAUAUACAUAAUACAUUAUAACAAUUUUAUACAAAAUUAUUAUCUCAGUUCACCUAAGUAUAGUUCCACUUUAAGAAUUAGUCUCUAGGUAAUUUGUUAAAUGGUAUCUGGUAUUGCUUCCGCGCUCUUGUAUUCAAAAACCAACUCUAGAUAGUAGCAUUGGUGCGUCAACUUUUUAAAUUUUUUUAAUAAUAGCAAGUAAGUACUAAGUACAUACACAAUAGAAAAGUUAUAUAAAUUUUGAUUUAUAUUGAAAAAUAUUAUUUGUAAUUUUGAAAUUAGAAAAUCAAUGGUUUUUAAAUUAGGUAAUAAGUAUUUGUAGGUUAUUAGAGAAAAUAAAGUAAGUAAUUUUACAUUUGGUUAUUUAUAACUGUAGGUAUGCUAUAAUGUAUAGUAUUAAAUUUAAUCAAAAAUAUAUAACACCAUACAUCUGUAACAAAAUAAAUUUUAAAAGUUUAUUUGAAAUUUAAAAAUAAAACUUGUAUAUUAAUUCUUAAUAGCAGGUAUAUAAAGGUGUAACACUGACCUAAAUUUAGUACAUUGUACAUUAGUAUUUAAGGUUAUUUUAACUGUUAUAUUUUUAUUUGACUUAUAGCCAAUGUUUUGCAAUAAACUAUUUAGAUUUUUUUUUAAAUAUAUAUAUAUAUAUAUAUAUAUAAACUUAUCAUAGUACAUUAGUUGUGAAAACAUGUACUGUUAACAGAAUAUAGUAUUUUAGACUGAAUUUUAUUUUAAUAUUAAAACCUCGGUUUUAAAGAAGUUAUUGGAGAUUAAUAUGUAUAUAUUUCUCUUACCUGGUAAUUUUUUUACUAGAUACCUCAUGAUUUCAAAUUGUUAUUGUUUUAAUUUGUUUUGUAAAAGUAACAAUCUAAAAUGUAAAUUUAAAAACUAUACAUAUAAAAUAAAUAUGAAAAAAAAACUUGGCGUAUCAUAAUGGGUUAUAUUUAUUUAUGACUGGUUUAGAUUUUAAAAAUUAUCAUCAAGUAAUAGAACAUAAAAAACGAACAAAUUAAAAUAAAUUAAACAUUUAAACAGUUUAUUGUUCUUUGUUUUGUAUAUGUAAAAUAAAAACCUUCAAUGUCAAAUCUAGCUUUGCUCAAAAUCUAAAAAUAUAUUAUGUACAGAGUAACUUGUUUAAGUUUUGACAAUUGUACAUUGAAAUAACAUUAAAGUGUAAAAUUUUUAUCCUCUUCUCUGUAUAUUAAAAUAGUUUCUAAAAUGUUGUGAUUUUACAACAAUCAUAAUUUUUAAAAUAUUUUACUUUUUUUUUACUUAUUCUUAUUGUACAAGAUAAUUUAUUGUAUUUAAUAUGCAUACAUAUAUAGCUUAAAUGCACAUAAAUAAUAUGAUUAUGACACAGGUACUAUAUAUGUUGUAUUAAAUUAAACAAAACAAUUACAUUUAUAACAUUGCAAACAGAGUGUAACUACACCUUCAUACAUAGCUAAUACAUAGCCUUCCAAUUAUGAUAAAGAAUCAAACAAAAAUUAAAAAUGGUUUAGUAGUUCUAGAGAUUAGCAUGAGCAAACACAUUCUUUCACUUAAUAAGAUUAAAUAUUAAAAAGUGCUGAUACUGUGUCACUCUUGUAGGUGAGAAGUUGAGAAUAUAGGAUACAUAAAAUUAUUUAAUUUUUAUCCGUAUGCAAUAAAAAAAAUUAUUCGGAUCGAAGUUAGGUUAUACAUGUUUGAAAGGUCAUAAUUUUUACAAUUUACAUAAAAUUUAAUUUAAAAAAAAUACUACGUUAAAUUAAUUUUUUUUUUUUACCGCAAAAUGCAGUUUAUAAUGAACCUCCUGUUGAAUUUUCAAAAAUUAAUAUUUCAUUAAACAAUUUUAUCCACAGAAUACUUCCCAAAUAAAAAUAGCACACAAAACAAAAUUUAAAUUGCUUUUAUGUUAAAAUUCUUUUUUAUACUGUACAAAAUUUCUACCAGUAAUCUUGCUCCGAUUUUCUAGUGUAGUAACUUUUUUAAAAGAAAAUUUUAUCUACUUAGUAUUUUAAUAGUUGUUUAUUGAUAUAUAUAUAUGGGGUUUUCAUAAUAAUUAGGAAAUAUAUAGGAAUAAUCAGAUAAAUAUUUAUGUUUUAAAAAUUUCAUGAUUUUACAUUUUUGUAACUUAUGUUUUGUCUUAGACAUUUUGCUUCAAGAAGAAAAUUGCUUGGAAUAUCAAAAAAUGAUCUCUUAAAAGUAUCAACUAGAUAAAAUUUCAUUUCAGAAAAAGUGAUACUAUACUUGACACGUUGGAGCAAGAUUUUUGGUAGAAAUUUUGUACAAGUAUGAAAAAGAAAACAAUCCUCACUACGUUCCGAUUUUAAAAUCUUUCAUAAGAUGUUAGAAAUGUGUACAUUUUAAUCAUUUCGGUCUAUCUUUUGUUUUAGUUAUUGACAAAUUAUUAUUUGUUACAUAAAUAUUUUUAUUUUUUCUUCUUUUCUCAUUUGGGGUUGGCCUCUUCUCCCUAAUUCUCUUAUCAUUAUCGAUUGCAUUCAACCGUCUCUUUUUCAGUCUACCUUUUCCUCCUACGUCUAUUUUCAUUACAAUUCUUACUGCUUCUGAUUCUUAUCUCCUCGUGACAUGCCCCAACAUCUCAGUCUAUCUCCGUCACACUUAAACCAUCUCUUAUGUAUUCAUUACUUCUCUCAUCAUUGUACUUGUCCAUUUAAGCAUUCUCCCCUUUGCUACACUUAUUCUCUUCUAUUUUUCUGUCUACAUCAAUUUCUAUUUACACUAAUGUUCUAGUACAUUUUAACCGAUAGUGUAGAGUUGCUUGGGGGUCCGUAAUGCAGUGGUGAGAGGUCAAAAGGUAUAUGAAUGAAAAAAAGUUGAGAAACUCUGAUCUAUUGUAUCUUUUUUAUGAUUAUAGUUUUUGUAAUGAUUAUGAUUUUAUUUAGGUUGCUGUACCUGAUGUUGUCGAAGCAGCAAAAGAUGCUGAUAUUUUAGUGUUUGUUGUUCCUCACCAAUUUAUACCAAAAUUAUGUUCUAAUCUCGAAGGGUUAAUAAAACCUACUGCUGUGGGACUGUCAUUAAUUAAAGUAUUGCCGAAUAAAAAAAUGAAACUCAAUUAUUGUAACCUUUUAAUAUAUAUAAUGUAUAUAUUUUAAAGGGGUUUGAUGUCGCAGAGGGUGGCGGUAUAGAUCUAAUCUCAAAAAUUAUCAAUAGAAAGUUAAACAUUGAUGUGUCUGUAUUAAUGGGUGCCAAUUUGGCUAAUGAAAUUGCUGAUGAAAAAUUCAGCGAAACCACAAUUGGUAAAGAUAAUUUUCUUUUAAAUCAUUAUUUAUUUAUAUUUAAUUUUGUAUUUAUUUAGGAUGUAGAGAUCAAAACCUUGGAAAAAUUCUUAAGGCUAUAAUUCAAACUGACUAUUUCCGUGUUUCUGUUGUGGACGAUGUUGAAGCUGUUGAAAUUUGUGGAGCACUAAAAGUAUGAUCAUUAAACAAUUAAACUUAGAUUUGUUCAAAUGUAUAAAAGGAAGUUUAAAAUUUGUCAGGAAAUAAAUUUUAAUACAUACUAAAUCCUAUAAUACUCUAAUAUGGGACAGCAAAUUAUAGUGAACUUAUAUUUUGUUUUUAAUUUAUAUCGAUAAAAAAAAAUUAUUCUUGCUUUCGAGUUUUUGAUAAUUAACGCCACAAGAAAGUUUUUUUUUUAAUAUAAUAUCACGUAUUUAUUAUUUGUAUUUAAUCUUUAUAGUAAUUUUAUUCAAUUUUAAUUACAUUAUUUUAUAACAUACAAUAUUUACUAAGAAAUUUAAUGAAUUUUGAUUAAUAGAACAUGCUACCAAUUCAUUUUUAUAUUAGUGUACCUUACCUUACUUGUUAUUAUUUUUUAAUUUAGAAUAUUGUAGCUGUUGGAGCUGGUUUUGUUGAUGGUUUAAAAUUAGGUGACAAUACUAAAGCAGCUAUAAUUCGGAUUGGUCUUAUGGAAAUGAUAAAAUUUGUUGAUACAUUUUACUCUGGUGCUCGUCUUUCUACAUUUUUUGAAUCAUGUGGUGUUGCUGAUUUAAUCACUACGUGUUACGGUGGUCGUAAUAGAAAAGUGUCUGAAGCAUAUGUGACAUCAGGAAAAGUAAAUACAAAUUUAUAAUUUAUAAUUAAUUCUUUCUUACAUUUUAUUGUAAACCAAUUUUGUAAAUAUUCUUUUAAAAAUAAAUAUUACCUAUUAAAGACAAUUGAAGAACUUGAAAAAGAAUUGUUAAAUGGCCAAAAACUUCAAGGGCCAAUCACAGCUGCUGAAGUAAAUUUUAUGCUCAAAAAUAAACAUAUGGAAAUUGAGUAAGAUAAUUUAAAAAAUAUAUUUUGUUUUUUUAAAUUAAUUUAUAUCUAAAUUGUUAAAAUUAUUAUUUUUUUUUUUUUUAGUUUCCCUUUAUUUACUACUGUUCAUCAAAUUUGUAUUGGAGAAUUAACGCCUAAAGAUUUAAUCGAGCAAAUGAAAUUAAAUACCAACAAGUGAGUAAUAUAUGUGUUUUUUUUUUAUUUUCAUAACCAAAUUAUUUAUCAUAUGCAAAGCAUAUUUAAAAAUUGAAUUAAAUUAAAUUAGAGUAGUGUAUUUAUAAUUUUACAGUUAUUUUAUUUAUUGUUGUUUUUUUUUCCUUAGCUAAUCAUUAUAAAAGAUCGUUUUUAAAAAAAAAAAUUAUUUAUUUACAUAACUUAUUUGUGUAUAUAAUUAAAGCCCAUUCUCACCAAUGUAAACGUUGAGUUUAUAAGAUAAUCAAGCAAUCUUGGUCAGUUAUCAGCCAUAAACUCAGUUUAAUAAUAUGCCUUCUUACAUUGGUGAGAGAGACUUUAAUUCUCUUAUAUCUAAAAAUCUGUCAAAUUAUUUAUUUAUUUGCUUUUAUUAUUUUUUUUUUUUUUUUCAAAGAGGUAACAGUCUUUAAGACCAGCUCUCCAAGUAUAAUGUCCUCCAUCUGUCUCUAUCUUCUGCAGCUUCUUUCCAUUGUAUUCCAGCUUCUAUUCUUCCUACAUCUUUAUUAACACAAUCCUCCCAUCUUAAGCGAGGUUUACCCAAUGGUCUUUCCAAUGGCUUUGGAAAAGGUCAUGGAGUUUUUGAUUAUGUUGUUUCUUCCAUUCCCCAGAUUGACCAUCUUUACACGGUCUGAAAAUCCUUAUCAGAAUUUUCCUCAAACACUUUUAACCUUAUUUGUUUUGCUUUCCUGAGAGGCCAAGUCUCUGAGCCAUAAAGCACAACUGGGCAUAUCAACGUCAUAUAUAUCUGAAUCUUAAGAUUCUUUGAAAUAGCUUUAGCGGUUAGUAGUUUUCCCAAACCAUAAUAGCAUUUAUUCCCUUUUUUGUCUUAUUAUCAAUUUCUACUUUUAUAUCAUUAUUGUUAGUUAAUAUUGAUCCUAAGUAAUUAAAGUGGGAAACUUUUUUGAAACUGAUUUUCUAAUUUCACUAUCUCAUUCUGUCAGAAAUUGACCACUCUUCUAUUCACUAUUAUAUAUUCUGUUUUAUCAUCAUUAAUUUGAAGACCAACCUUUCCGGCAGUUUUUAUAAGUUUAUAACUCGAUAAUUUCACUUCCUCCAAACUAUUCUCAAUGAUGGCAAUAUCAUCUGCAUAGGCCAAAAGACCAACAGUAGUCUACGCUUUUGAUAAACUUUCAGUGAUAUUUGUUUUCCUAACAUUCUCUUCUCAAACACUGGUGAAAGAGCAUCUCCUUGUCUUAGUCCCAUUGUUACCCUGAUCAGUUUUGAUGCUCUUUUUGCCAUUUUCACUUUAAUCUCAGUAUAUUCUAGAGUGGCUCUAAUUAGUCCUACUAACUUCUUUGGGAAGCUGAAUUCCUUCAUUAAGUUCAUAAGGCUGGGUCUAUGGAUUGAGUCAUAGACCUUCUUAAAAUCUAUGAAUAAGACAUAGAUUUUUAUCGAAUUCCCAUGUCUUUUGAAAAAUUUGCGUUAUGUUGAAAUUCUGUGGUCUACCUAUUCUGUCGAAAGCCAUAUUGGUAGUUCCCCAGUAGUCUUGUGCAAGGUUUGAUUCUAACAAGAAUACAGUUGGCCAAAUUCAUGUUGGUACAUUUAGCAAUGCAAUACCCCUAUAAUUUUUGCAGUCAUUCAGAUCUCCUUUCUUAUAUAUUGAACAAAUUAAUUGGGCUUUUCUUUUGUAUAUAGUUUUUAAUUGUUUUGCUUCAUUAAAUGUUAGUAGUAAUUUAUGAUUUUAUUUUUUUCUAUCAACGAAAAUAAUACAAUUUUAAGAUUAGUUAUUAUUCUGAGGAUGUAGUAAUUAUUUUUAUUUGGGCUAUAUAUUAUAAAUUAGUUAAAAACUAACUAAUUGGAAUUAUACAUAUACUAUACUAUUAUGUAGAUAUUAAUCAUCAAUUAUCUAAGUAUAUGUAUUUUUUUUUUUUUACUUGUUUAAACUUCAAACGUUUCAAUAAUAAUAAUAAAAAUAUCUUAAAUUUUAUAUUAUUUUAAACUUAAUAAUAUAACAUUUGUUUUCUUGUCUUAUCUCUAAUGAAAGAAUAUACUAAUACUUUAAAACUGAUGUGUUUUUGCUAAGCAUGUAUAUUAGUAGUUUGAUUCUUACCACUAGUUAUUUUUAUUAUUUUGUUAACGCACUGUUCUUAAUCACACAAUUGAUGGAUUAUUUUAUUCAAUAAUUUAAUAAAAUAUAUUAACUAAAAUGGUUUUGUAUAACAUUAUUUACAGGACUAACAAAUUAAAUCUGGAGAAGUGUAACCUGUAGGAAUUUGAUAUAUACAUACUUAUUAAAUUCAAAUAUGAAUGUAAGUUUUGUUUAAUACAAUUUUAUUAUUUUAGGAAUACAGUUCAAGGUGAUGGAAAAUAAAUUGGGUACUUCCAACAAUGCUAGGUUGUCAUACUGUUGUAUACUUGUUCACCGUUUAGGUAUUAAAUAAAUGCACACCAAUGUCAGUUAGUCUUAGGACUUUCUUGUUACAGUUAUAUCAUGUAGAUAAAUAUGUAUUUGUCAUGUAAUUAAUAAUGGUUCUAUUUUGCACAACCUCAAAUCAAAAAUGCACCAAAUUUUAAUGUAUGUUACCAAUUUAUAUUUUAAGAAGGCAAUCAAAAUAUACAAAUAUAUAUAUAGGUUUUUUUUAGCUAAAAUAAAUAAGUGUGUAUUAUAGUAAUGAAACAACAACCAACCCAAAGACCACUACUGUCACUAGUGCCAAUAGUUCUUUAUAAUUGCUUGGAUCCUCUGCAUAGUGAGUUUUGAUGGGCAAUGUUUUUAAAUUUUUCAAUUCUAGUAAUGGGAUAAUAAUAUUCAGUACAUCUGGUAUCAUUAAAAAAAGAUCCCGUAUGAUCUAAAUACAAAAAAACAUACUAUCAUGAG
Messenger RNA from Cinara cedri, 11250 nucleotides. The record is from the annotation of a GenBank genome assembly. Lineage: Eukaryota; Metazoa; Arthropoda; Insecta; Hemiptera; Aphididae.